This is a messenger RNA of Synchiropus splendidus (mandarinfish), 1920 nucleotides long. Its product is annotated as alcohol dehydrogenase 1-like. Gene Ontology annotation, molecular function: zinc ion binding; S-(hydroxymethyl)glutathione dehydrogenase [NAD(P)+] activity. Gene Ontology annotation, biological process: formaldehyde catabolic process. The record is from RefSeq and is a predicted model, not a curated record. The transcript has 9 exons. Gene Ontology annotation, cellular component: cytosol. The coding region runs from base 124 to 1245 and encodes 373 amino acids. Lineage: Eukaryota; Metazoa; Chordata; Actinopteri; Syngnathiformes; Callionymidae.
GCAGGUUAUACUUUACUCUGUGCAAAGGAAAAGCAACUGCCUAUAAAAAAAACAGAGUUCAGCCCCAGAACUCAUUCGCCUGGAUAACGUGAACCGUGGCACCUCUCAGCUCUGCAGAGACGGAUGAUGUCCACCGAGGGAAGGGCCAUAAGGUGCAGGGCGGCGGUUGCCUGGGAGCCAGGGAAACCCUUGGUGAUUGAGGAGGUUGAGGUUGCCCCACCUGAAGCCAGAGAAGUCCGUGUCAAGAUCGUGGCGACCUCACCAUGCCGCUCAGACCUGACCUUUCGCAGUCACGACCUCAGCAACUUUCCCAUGGUUCUUGGCCACGAAGCAUCAGCCAUCAUUGAGAGUGUCGGGCCAGGGGUCACCGAAUUUCAGCCGGGAGACAAGGUGAUGCCCAUAUCAAUGGCGCAGUGCCGAGAAUGUCACCUCUGUCUAAAUCCAAAAGGCAACCUGUGCGUAAAGUCAUGGAACCGUCAACCUGCGCAACAUUCAAGGAUCACCUGCAGGGGCAAGACUUUACAGCAACAUUGGGGGCUGGGUACUUUUUCGGAGUAUAGCGUGAUGUUUGACCACUCUGUUGGAAAGAUCAACCCCGCUGCUCCCCUUUAUGAAGUCUGUCCCAUCAGCUGUGGCAUCACCACAGGUUUUGGAGCAGUGGUUAAUGCGGCCAAGGUGGAGCCAGGCUCAACAUGUGCAGUGUUUGGUCUGGGAACCGUGGGACUGGCUGCGGUUAUGGGUUGCCAGGUCGCUGGAGCCAAGAGGGUUAUUGCGGUCGACAUAAACCCGGGGAAGUUCAAGACUGCCGAAAUCCUUGGAGCCACCGAUUUCCUCAAUCCAAACGACUACGACAAACCCAUCGAUUCCGUGAUAAGAGACAUGACCGACGUGGGCGUGGACUACUCGCUGGAAGCUUCCGGGAAUGUAGAUCUUAUGGACAUUGCGUUCAAGUCAACCUCGCGGGUGUGCGGAGUCUGUGUGAUCAUGGGCUGGUCUGACCAGUGGAUGAAGCCAUUGAAACCAGUAGAUCUGAUUUGCAAUCGAACACUGAGGGGCUCUGCAGUCGGAGGCUACAAGGGGAAAGAUGGCAUAGCCUUCAUGGUAGACGCCUACAUGGAGGGGAAGAUUAAGGUGGACAAGUUCAUCACUCACCACAUGAAUUUGGAGGAGAUCAAUGAGGCCAUUGAGCUGCUGAAGCACGGCAAAAGCAUCCGGACAGUCGUGACUUGCUCAGUGUCCAGCUAGAAAGGCUGUAUACCUCCGCGCCUUUGUUUUCCCGUGAGAAUGACUGCCAAGAAUCCAACAAGUUAUAUCCAAGAAAUGUAUUCCCUGACAGAGGAGUCUAAUACAAAAGCAGAAUUCUGGGUCAGCAACUACGGCUGACUUAGCCUUAGCAGUAGUCCGCUAGAGUGACAAAAAAACAGUUUAUACACAAAAGUUUCUCUACGUGCGCUCCGUCCUCGUCCAAUUGGUCCUCAGCUGUUGACGCCAGUCCUGGUUGCUGGCUCCCUCGUAACCAUGGCAACGACCACACGGCCUGUUCCGGACCCAGGUGGCUCUUAUCAGGACCAGGUCCUUCCAGCUCUAGAGAAGAUGGUACUUCCCAGCCUCCUCCGUCUGACCUUGGCCCCUCCAAUGUUUGUUCCUCCAGUGUGGUUCACUCCCGUCUUUGAGCUCCACCUGCAACUUCACUUCUCACACACACUCAGCCACACUCCCUCAUCCAGCAUUCCUGCUUCUGUAAAUAACUGCUUGAUUAGUAGCACAAACAAUGAAUAAUAUUAACACUGUGUAAUAAAUGCACUAUUCCCAUUAAUACACAUCUGGAGUUGAUGGAUUCACGGAAUGAACGGAUCACGACAGCAAGUGCUUAUUAAAGCUUUUAACCUUUAUAAUAAUAAUAACAAUAACACUGCCUCA